AGUUGUGUUACAGAUUCCUCCCGCCACAAACCACUGGCGCUGUGUUCCGUAAUGUCGCAUUUUCAGUGUGAGACUGAAAGAACCUUAUGGAACAAGGCCACAAGCACAUGUAAAAGUCUGGAGUAGGCAUGUGGAUUCCAACGAUUUUGUGAUAUAAUUUGUUAACACUUGACCAAUUGUAUAAAGAGUGGGGAGUUGAUUUCGGUUAACUUCUUCUUGGUUUCUUUAAUAUUACUAUUUUGAGGCCUAUUGCUUUAUCACUAUCACUGCUGUGAAAGAUCAAGGAGUUAGUAGGCCUGUAUUUCAGUGGGUGACAUUUCAGUAACAGAAAAGCAAACCUCCGUAACUUAAUUGCAUACUUCAGUUCAGUUGAUCAUAGAGGGGCAAGAGGGAUUGUCUUGAGGCAACUGAAGCAAUUAUGGCUGAACAAGGAGCUUACUCAGUGACUUCUGAACUGGAUAAUAUAAAUAAUCAAAUUGAACAACUUUACCAAGACAAUCAAAGGACCAUGAGUUCUAAACUCCAGAAUGAGCUACGAGGAUUUUAUCAAAUGAAAGAAGUGGUUAUCCAAAAUCACUAUCAGCAUGUUUUUGAUACGAAGGAAAAAAGCCUGGAUCUUAUGUUGAAGGAAGUGGAAAAACUUGUACUGAAAUUCCAUUCUUUCAGUGCAAAUGAAACCGCGAAUCUGCUUUCGAUCUUUAGCGAACAUCAUAGACUUAUAAAUGUGAAAUUAAUUGAAGCCAUUGCUGAAGAAGAGAAAUCCAGAUUAGUAAUAGAAAACAUGAGACAAGAAAUUAAGAUGCUAAAACACCAACUGCUUGAAAAGUCAGCAGAACUGCAGAGAAAAGAUAAGAGGUUGAUUGAACUGGAGAUAGCUGCUGAAAAUGCAAACCUACCGCCACAGUUAUCUAACACUGAUCAGGCUUUGGAGACUCAAGCAGAAAGAAAACUGAAGCAUAUUUCAGAUAUUGAAAUGGAUAGCUUUAGCGAUCGAGAAGAAACCCCGGCAACAGUUGAUAGUGAUAGCAGCGUUGAUAGCAGCUAUCAUUCUUCUGAAUCACGCAUUCGUCACUCUCGCAAGACACACAAAAGAAACGAUACGCCAUGGAAUUUUGGAACGUGGUAAUAGAAGAAUGGAGUUUGAGGCCUCUUGUAAACCAAAGAGCAUUUUAAAUAACGCAACUCUCUAAAGAGAAACAAAAUUCUAUUUCAGCUUUUUAGUCCCUACUUGGAAUGGUAAAUUGUCUUGUCGUUUAUUAAUUUAUUGAAUCCCUUUUGGUAAUCAUUUAUUUGUUAUGUAAUAACACGUUACGAAAUUUGAUAUGGACCAUAAGAAACGCGUAAAUACAU
Daphnia pulicaria is the source of this 1350-nucleotide messenger RNA. RefSeq lists its product as uncharacterized. The coding region runs from base 419 to 1126 and encodes 235 amino acids. The record is from RefSeq and is a predicted model, not a curated record. The transcript is spliced from 5 exons. Lineage: Eukaryota; Metazoa; Arthropoda; Branchiopoda; Diplostraca; Daphniidae.